Myotis myotis is the source of this 3329-nucleotide messenger RNA. RefSeq names its product keratin, type II cytoskeletal 5-like. NCBI's taxonomy places the organism in Eukaryota, Metazoa, Chordata, Mammalia, Chiroptera, Vespertilionidae. The coding region runs from base 33 to 1619 and encodes 528 amino acids. Gene Ontology annotation, biological process: keratinization; intermediate filament organization. The transcript is spliced from 9 exons. Gene Ontology annotation, molecular function: structural constituent of skin epidermis. Gene Ontology annotation, cellular component: keratin filament. The record is from RefSeq and is a predicted model, not a curated record.
GCUCCUCUGACCCUCUGCCAACAACUCCCACCAUGGCCCAACGAUCCUCUAUCACCAUCAAGUCAGGGGGCACUCGGAACUUCAGUACUUCCUCAGCGAACUUCCUCCCGGGCUCCCGGACCAGCUUCAGCUCUGUCUCCAUGACCCAAGGCGGGAAGAGAUUUGGAGGUGGCUUUGGGGGUGGCUUUGGAAGCAGGAGUCUCCAUGGCCUUGGGGGCAGCAAGAGAAUCUCCGUCAGUGGGGGCUACCGCUCCAGCCGGGGCAGCUUCGGUGGCGCUGGCUAUGGGAUGGGUCUUGGCGGCAUAGGGUACAGAGUAGGAGCCUGCAGCGGGUAUGGAGGUGGGAUGAUGCCUGGAUCUGGGGGCAUCCAGGAGGUCACUGUCAACCAGAGCCUCCUGACGCCGCUGCAUCUGGAGAUCGACCCCUCCCUUCAGCGGGUGCGGAAGGAGGAGCGGGAGCAGAUCAAGACCCUCAACAACAAGUUCGCCUCUUUCAUCGACAAGGUGCGGUUCCUGGAGCAGCAGAACAAGGUCCUAGAGACCAAAUGGAGCCUCCUGCAGGAGCAUAAAACCACCAGGGCCAACAUUGAGCCCAUGUUCGAAGCCUACAUCAACAACCUGAGGCGGCAGCUGGACAGCCUGGGCGGGGAGCGGGCAAGGCUGGAGACGGAGCUGAAGAACAUGCAGGAUGUGGUGGAGGACUUCAAGAACAAGUACGAAGAUGAAAUCAACAAGCGCACAGUGGCGGAGAAUGAGUUUGUGGUGCUCAAGAAGGACGUGGAUGCCGCCUACAUGAACAAGGUAGAGCUGGAGGCCAAGGUGGACGCCUUAAUGGACGAGAUCAACUUCCUGAAAGCUUUCUAUGAAGCGGAGCUGGCUCAGCUUCAGGACCAGAUCUCUGAGACCUCUGUGAUCUUGUCCAUGGACAACAACCGCAACCUGGACCUGGACAGCAUCAUCGCCGAGGUCAAGGCCCAAUAUGAGGACAUCGCCAACCGCAGCAGGGCCGAGGCUGAGUCCUGGUAUCAGACCAAGUAUGAGGAGCUGCAGCGGUCUGCUGGCCGGCACGGGGAUGACCUCCGCACCACCAAGAUGGAGAUCUCUGAGCUGAACCGGCUGAUGCACAGGCUGCGCUCUGAGAUUGAUAACCUGAAGAAGCAGUGUGCCGCGCUCCAGGCCGCCAUCGCUGAUGCUGAGCAGCGUGGGGAGCUGGCCCUCAAGGACGCCAAGCACAAGCUGGCCGAGCUGGAGGAGGCCCUGCAGAAGGCCAAGCAGGACAUGGCCAAGCAGCUGCGCGAGUACCAGGAGCUGAUGAAUGUCAAGCUGGCCCUGGACAUUGAGAUCGCCACCUACAGGAAGCUGCUGGAGGGCGAGGAGUGCAGACUCACUGGAGAAGGUGUCGGACCCGUGAACAUCUCCGUGGUCUCCUCCUCUGGAGGCACAGGCUACAGCGGGGGCAGCGGCCUCUGUGUGGGCGGGAGCGGCUACAGCAGCGGCCUCUGCUAUGGCAGUGGCAGCGGGGGCUUCAGUUCCACCAGUGGCCGCAACAUGGGUGGCAGCACCUCCAGCAUGCGCAUCAUCUCCAAGACGUCGUCCACCAAGAAGAGUUAUAGGAGCUAAAAAGCCCCACCUGCCUCUGCUGCCUCCCCCACCCCACCCCACCCCACCCCACGAGACUCCCAGUUCCCAGCCCCAAGGCCUGCCGCUUUGCUGACACCCCCUGCACAAAGUCAAUCCUGGCAGUAGUUCACAUAGGGAGUGGGAAAGUGGCCUGUGCAUUCCAGGGUCACCUUGUCCAUCCCUCUGCUUCCAGACAGGCCCCCACAGAGGGACCCCAUUCACUCCCCAUCCCAGGGCCUUCCAGGGGCUAGGGGCAUCCAUUCUAGCUAACGCUGAUUCAACUGCUCUGAGCCAAGACCUGGGCUGGGUGGGACUUUGCCCUUCAGUAGCUUCCAGAGCGGGGAUGCAAUUGGGUCUCCCUCCUCCUGUCUGAGACAGGUCCACUGUAACCACAGUCUUUCAUGGGAAGCUUAGAAUUGACCUUGGUGCGCCAAGAAAGUUGAGUGCAGUCUAGGCCAGAGUUCUCACGUGAGCUUUCUCACACAGACAGACACUUCUCCUGCAGGCCACUGAGACCAGGAAGUAAUGCCAGCCUUGCCCACAUAUGGCCUCCUCACCUCCUUCCUUCUUGUCCUCACCCAGGAUGCCAGCCACUACCCCUGACAACCACCACCAGCAGACUAUUUGAGAGAGAAAUCAACACCCAUUAAAACAUUGCCAACUCUUGAUUAUUCAUAGGAGAAUGAAAUACUUGUAUCAAGAAUCCAAACGUUCUCCAUGGCCAGGGCUGCAUUUGAUAAUAUUUUAUAGCCACAUUCUUCCCAAAUCUGCUUCAUUUAAGCCAACAUUAGAAUUAUGGGCCUGAACAGAAAUGUCCUGAUGCUGAGGGCGAGGAGGCAGGCUCACGUGAAGGUGUGGGAGACAGCUCAGCACCAGGUGCCUACGACAGACACACAUGGGAAAGAACCCAAUCAGCCUGUCCUAGAACUGCCCAAGGAGAGCCCUCCUGCAGUGACCUACAGGCACAGGACUUCUCCUCCUCUGUGCUGCCACAUCACCUCUUUUCUGGAAAGUUUUCUUCCCUUUGUUACCCUGCUCUUUCCACCUUCUCUUUCCCCCCUCAGACCUUUUCUACUCAUCCUCUGCCACCUCUCCUCUCUCCCCCGCGCCCCUCCUCAUCUCUCCUUAUUUCUCUUUUCUUCCUUUCACUUCCCCUCUUUUCUGUUUGGCAAUACAGUCCCUGCUCUUUCUCUCUCCUGGCCAUUCUUCUAUACUCCUGUCUCUGAAAUGUCUAGCUGUGGCGUUGCCCAUCCGCAGCUUUAGCCACUGAAACUCUUGAAAGCAGUCAGUCCAUCAAACACCCUGCCCUACAGGGAAGGCCCAAGAGAGCAGACUCAGAAGCGAGGCAGCUCUUCCUUAGGUGUUCCCUGAGGAUGCCUUGCUCAGCCCCUUGAAGGAAGCAGAAAUAGGGUGUCGGUGGAAUAGGGGAGCAGCGGAGGCACAGAAAUAUUGAGGUGGCCAUCGCAGGUGGUUUCCUAUUUAGCUAGAAGACUUGUAAACCCUCACACACCUCCCAUGUGUUCAAAAAAAAAAAGCACUCACAAGGCGAGGAGAGACGGGCUGCGUGCUGCCAGCAUGAAGACAGGAGCGUCCACUGCUUCUGAGAACAGUCACUCCCAUGAUAAUCCUUUCAAACCUUUCUCUACUACUGGCUCCCUGUACCUGCCUGUUCCCUGAAAUAGCUUCAAUAAAAUAUCACCGAGCUCUCUG